CACACCCUCUCCGCUCAGUUGGUGUGGGCGGUGAGAGCUGUGCCACGAUUGGUUGAGUGCAGGGUGGGUGUGCGAUGCGGAUUGGAGGAUGUCGGGGGACUGGGAAGACGACCUUUGUAAGAAGGCGUUGGUGCUGGUGGAGGAACUGUGCUUCCGGUCUGGAGGCUUGAGCCAGAGUGCGAGCUGUCAGGAGUUCAGCUACAUGAUGAGAGGACCUAACGGACAGCUGAACACAGAGAUCUCAGUGAGUCUGCUCUCCGUCAUUGUAACGUUCUGUGGCAUCGUGCUGCUCUCUGUCUCUCUCUUCGUCUCCUGGAAGCUCUGCUGGUUGCCGUGGAGAGAUAAGGAAGGCGGGGGUCUGAGCUUGAUGUCGGGGCUCCUGCCCGGCGGUGCCGGUUUGGGUGGGGUUGGAGGUGGAGGGGGUGCCUCUCUCCUUCCUCCCUUGUUGCAGAGGAAAGAUACUCAAUCCUCUUCCUCGCUGUAUCCCUCGCUCUCGCAGCAUGGUCAGCCUCACCCCCAUUUCUCCGACCUAACGGGGGUGGAGGGCGGAGGGGGGCUGGUAGUGGGGGGUGUGGUUGGGGGUCCACAGGAGAUGCAGGAGCAUUCUUACCUAGACAUGGACUCUUAUCCCAACAGUGCUGCAAACCUUAAGUUGAGCCAGACAUCUCCCGAGUUGCCCCCGGCAACAGAAGGAGGCUCAGCUGCGAAAGACCUGCCCAAUGCCCAAUCCCAGCAGCAGGUCACCACCAGGCCUAAGCCCAUGACUCACCAGCUUUCCAGCCCUGAUUUCCAUGGUGAGGAAAAGAGUGAGCAGCUGACCAGCAUUGGGCAGAUCAAACCAGAACUUUACCGGCUGCGCCAGGGAGACCAGGGGGAUGGCAAACAAGGCGACACCUGUGGCAAAAUCAGCUUCCUCCUGCGCUACGCCUUCAACACGGAGCAGCUGGUGGUUAAGAUACUGAAAGCCCUGGACCUCCCGGCGAAGGAUGCCAAUGGUUUCUCCGAUCCUUAUGUCAAGAUCUACUUACUGCCUGAUAGGAAGAAGAAAUUUCAGACCAAGGUGCACAGAAAAACUCUCAACCCGGUUUUUAAUGAGACGUUCCAGUUCGGCGUGCCUCUGGCGGAGCUGCACUCGCGCAAGCUCCACUUCUCCAUCUACGACUUUGAUCGUUUCUCCAGACAUGACCUCAUAGGUCAAGUGGUGGUGGAUAACCUGCUGGACUUCAGCGAGGGCACCGGGGAGAAGCCAGUUUGGAGAGACAUCGUAGAAGGAACCGCGGAGAAAGCUGACCUGGGCGAGCUGAACUUCUCACUGUGUUACCUGCCAACAGCUGGCCGACUGACCAUCACCAUCAUUAAGGCCACCAAUCUGAAAGCCAUGGACCUCACGGGCUUCUCAGAUCCAUACGUAAAGGCUUCUCUGGUUUGUGAAGGUCGAAGGCUGAAAAAGAGGAAGACGUCCAUAAAGAAGAAUACUCUCAAUCCCACGUAUAAUGAGGCUCUGGUCUUUGAUAUCCCCAACGAGAACAUUGAGAAUGUGUCGCUCAUCAUCGCCGUCAUGGACUACGACUGGUAAGA
Molecule: messenger RNA, 1578 nt
Organism: Sinocyclocheilus anshuiensis
Lineage: Eukaryota; Metazoa; Chordata; Actinopteri; Cypriniformes; Cyprinidae
Gene: syt3
Product: synaptotagmin III
Exons: 9
Coding region: 89-1576 (495 amino acids)
Biological process (GO): calcium-ion regulated exocytosis
Cellular component (GO): exocytic vesicle; plasma membrane
Molecular function (GO): SNARE binding; phosphatidylserine binding; calcium ion binding
Source: RefSeq, a predicted model, not a curated record